This is a messenger RNA of Paracoccidioides lutzii Pb01, 297 nucleotides long. RefSeq lists its product as hypothetical. Bases 1 to 297 code for a protein of 98 amino acids. The transcript is spliced from 3 exons. The record is from RefSeq and is a predicted model, not a curated record.
AUGGACGAAGAGAUUCAAUGCAUCUCUAUGAACAAGUCACAGGAGGUGCUGAGCCGUGAUGAAGAAUUCUAUGACUUAAUCAUGGACCUCAGUAUGAGACAUAAAGACACCUCAGCAGGCGCACCUGCGUGGCUUCAAGAACUCCUCCAGCGACAGACACCACUCAACCACCUAGCACCCUCCACCUGGAGCAGAAACGUCCGAAGGAGAAGCUCACUCCGCUUGAAACCUUUGACCGGACUGACCUGGUCUGAUACUCCGCCUGGCGACUCAACGCCAGGGCCACACUCCGUGUAG